Hemicordylus capensis (graceful crag lizard) is the source of this 11306-nucleotide messenger RNA. It is a transcript of the gene SZT2, whose product is annotated as SZT2 subunit of KICSTOR complex. NCBI's taxonomy places the organism in Eukaryota, Metazoa, Chordata, Lepidosauria, Squamata, Cordylidae. The record is from RefSeq and is a predicted model, not a curated record. The coding region runs from base 101 to 10807 and encodes 3568 amino acids. Gene Ontology annotation, cellular component: peroxisome. The transcript has 72 exons.
AACGCCUCCGCGGUGGGGCGGGACUUCGCCUACCUAGCUUCCUCUUCCGGGUCAGCGCGUCAUGUGAGGCUGAAGUUGACCGAGCUGGAUAUUGCCUGCCAUGGCGGCCUCUGAGACAUCCGACUCGGAGGUAGAGGAGGCCGGGCAGGCCUUUCUUUUAAUGAAGAAGGACUAUCGGAUUUCACGCAACGUGCGCCUGGCCUGGUUUCUCAGCCGCUUGCAUCAAGUUAUCUGGGCGGUGCCUGAGUCAGAACUGGUGAAAUCAGACAAUGAGUUGGAUGUUCUCAGUAUACUGCCAAACAGCUGGCAACCUGAUGAACCUGUGCAGCCCAGGCCCUACCUCCUAGUGCCUUCCACACAAGUCACUUUCCUUGCACGCCAGUACCGAUUUGUAAUUGAACUGGAUUUGAGUCCUUCUACAGGGAUUGUGGAUGACUCUACAGGGGAGAUCAUUUUUGAUGAAGUAUUCUAUGCCCUCUCCCGGUGCUUAGUGGGAUUGUUAAAACCUUUUCAAAUCCCAGGCUCAGACAUUAUCUACCAACCAGAGAUCUUCAUCACUAUCCAAGCUUAUUCUUCCAUCAUUGGCCUACAGACACACCAGGUGCUGUUCCAGGGUUGUCUGUUGGACGAGACGAAAACCGAGACCUUCUUGAAGCAAGUUUAUACUCAGCUAUGCACCUUUGAAAACAAAGUGGCUGAGAUGCUUCAGCAGCAGUAUGAACCCAAAACUCAGGUGGACUUGUCGUUUCUUAACCAGGAGCGUCUGUGUGACCCCCAGGAGCACUUGGGGAGGAAGUUGGGAGUCUCCAUGGUCACUGCUGAUGUUGGGCUUGUCAGCAUGAUUCGACAGGGAAUUCUGGCACUGCAACUCCUGCCCUCUAACUCCAGUGCAGGGAUUAUUGUGAUCACGGAUGGCGUUACUAGUGUCCCAGAUGUAGCUGUCUGCGAGACUCUGCUUAACCAACUACGCAGUGGGACUGUUGCCUGUUCAUUUGUUCAGGUGGGAGGAGUCUACUCCUAUGACUGUAGUUUUGGCCAUGUUCCCAAUGUGGAGCUCAUGAAGUUCAUUGCAAUGGCAACAUUUGGCACCUACCUUUCUACAUGUCCUGCAGUGGAGCCUUCAAGUUUGGACCUGAAUGUCUACCACAAGGCUUUUCUGCUGUACUCCUUUCUGCGCAGUGGGGAGUCCCUGAACCCUGAGUAUUACUGUGUUUCUCAGCACAGACUGUUCAACGAACACCUUGUUUCUGCAAGCAGCAACCCUGCCCUGGCUAUGCGACGGAAGAAGCAUACGGAGAAGGAGGUGCAUGCUGACCUUAUCAGUAUAGUCUCUGUGAGACUGCGAGAGGGUUAUAGUAUACGUGAGGUCAACGUCACAAAAGGUGGCACGCAACUAGAAGUAAAGCUGGUCCUGCUCUGGAAACACAAUAUGAGGAUUGAAUACCUGGCAGUAGCGCCGUGGCCCCUGGACCCUUCCAAACGUAGCACAUGGGUGGAAGUGACCAUGGAGGGCAGCUAUGACAUCUUGCAUGACAUUAGCUGCACCAUGCGGAAGCCCAUCACCAGCCUGUACCGCACAACUGUGAUACGGCGCUUCUGGAACACCCUACAAAGCAUUAACCAAACUGACCAGAUGCUGGUUCAUCUGCAGUCAUUUGACAGUGUCCCAGAACAUUUCACCAUCCCUGAAAGCACCAGAAAUGGAGUGCCACUGUUCUACAUUCCUCCAGGAUCCACCACACCGGUACUGUCACUGCAGCACAGCAGCUCAGACUCCAGUCACUCACAGUUUGCUGCUUAUUGGAAGCCCAUCCUGUCAAUGGAUGCCAACUUCUGGCAGAGAUGGCUGCACAUGCACCGCAUUGUUAUUCUCUUGGAGCAUGACAUGCCAGUCCCAAAGCAUUUGCACACCCCAGGCAACAAUGGACGCUACAGCACUAUCCAGUGCCGCAUCUCUCACUCGGCACUGACUUCUUUGCUGCGUGAUUGGAGUAGCUUUGUGCUGGUGGAAGGCUAUUCCUAUGUCAAGCUCAUGCGCAGCUCCGAGGAUCAGUCUCCUUUUUCAUUUUAUGUGGUGAGAAUCAUUUCCAAAGCCCCCUGCAUGGUUCUUCGGCUGGGAUUCCCAAUUGGGACACUUGCUAAGACCAGGAACGGAAUAGUGGAGGAAUUACGAGAUCGUAUCCUGCAGUUGCGCUUUCCCCACAGAGUGCAAAGCAAAGAGGCAACCCCCAAAGUGAAGAGGAAGAUCCUUGGCAGCAGCUCUCCAUCAAAAUCCCCUCCAGUGCCUGGGGCCCAGCCAACCCUCUCAGACAGGCCUUGCCUUAUAGUGCUGCACAAGCCUCUGGAGAAGCUCCUCAUCAGAUAUGAGAAGCUGCCCUCUGACUACCGUGUUCCAUGCUUGCUCCCACUGGAAAAUCCCCCUGUGUCAGGACCUCUUACCAUGGUGGCCAACCGCACGGCUUCCUCCACCCUGGCCUCCUUGUCUCGCUAUUUCUACCACCAGCGCUGGAUCUGGUGUGUGCAAUCAGGGCUGGUACCUGCAGUGCCCAUCACAGCUGUAGCACAACUGCUGUCUACUCUUACAGAGGUUCGUUUGUCUGAGGGCUUCCAUUUUGCAUCUAGUGGUGAUGGGAUUAUCAGCAUGGUGCUGGAGCUGCCCAUGCAGAGUGGUUCCUCAAGAGAGAGCAGCAGUGAGAGCCAUACCUGUAUUGUCCAAUAUGUGCUGUUUCCACCACAUUCCACUUCCACUAAAGACAGUUUCUCUACAGAUGAUGACAAUGAUACCGAGGUAGAAGCCAUUGAGGUGGAUAUGGAGCUGAACCUUGUUACAGAGUGCUGGGUGGAACCACAGAGCGGCUUUGUGGAUGGAGCAUCGGAAAGCUGGCGGUACCUGCAUGGCCUUACUUUCCAGAAAAUCCCCAAAGCGCUCUAUCCCCGCGAUCUGAUGUGCAUCCACACCAUGCUUGCCUUUGAGUACAUCAGCCAGCUGUGCCAGAACAAGGACUGGGUCUUCCCAGCAUCCGACCCCAAGGCCACUGCUGCUGAAGGUUGUGAUGCUGAAAGCGGUUCCCGUGUCCAUGAGAUCCCUUUCCAGUUUGACCUCAUGAAGCUGCUGCCAAAAUGUCAACAGAUUGAAAUGUUCUUUCUGAUGCAGACAGGAGCAGAGGAAGAUGGGGUCACAAAGGACUCUUCUUUCUUGCCCAAUGAAAUGCUUCUCGGCCUCUUUCAUGGCUGUCUCCAGCAUGACCUCAGCGACAGGGAGAUCACUCUGUCGGGCACGGAGCAUAUAACCUUCAUGGAGCAGGUGCUGCAGCGGGACCGAGAUGGCCACCCACCCCCAUUUAUGCUCCCAGUGAUUAGAGAGCCUGCAAAAUCCUCCUUGCCCCCUGAACAACGAGAUUCAACUAGCACGUACCACUCUCUUGGCAACAAGGAUAUGGCUACAUCUGCAAGUAACCACCAGACUCCAAACAAUAUGGAAGGGUCAAGUGAUGGGAUCUCAUCAGCAGAUGUGUCGGAGGCCCUCUUUCCCCAGUGGCGAUGCUAUGCCAAACUGGUCAACCCACAGCAUCUUUUCCUCACCUUUCUACCAGCUACAUUCCCAGACAUACAGAGACUGAUGGUUUAUGGGCCAGAUAAACCUUCCAAAGAGGUUGAUCCAACACCUUCCCAAGAAGAGCAGGCGCUGAAGACUGCUGGGUUGCUUCCUAUCGUUAGUGUCACACCAGCCAAUGAAUUUGUUCGGGACCAAGGAGAUCCAGAUGCUGCACCAAGGAAAGAAGGGCGUAUCUCCUUCAGCCGCCAGACAUCUCAGCCUGAUCUAGGUGAGAGCUGCCGAGCCCGCUGCCCUGUCUAUGUCUACAGCUGCUCCUUGGAGCUGCUGCGGGAGCAGAUGAUCAGUCCCAGACCAGAUAAACCUCUGCGGGAUAUCUUUUUCAGAAGCCAGUCUGUGGAGCGCCCCACCAGUGCUCCGUGGUUAGACCCCAAGCACAAGGAACUGGUGAGCUACUGCACCUUGCUGCAAGAACAUUCCCACCAGUGCUACGUGAAAGGGCUGUUCCGAAGCCUGCAACAGGGUCACAGCAUCAGCUGCUCUGACCUGCUCAUAGCCAUGGAUUACUGCGAGGAGCUUCUGCAGGAGAUAGACAUCACUAGCUUCCUACUUACGCUGUGCAACCAUGUGCGCUCCUUCUGUGAGCGCCACCAACACCUGCCCACCAGAUUGGAAGGGGAAGUAAUGCAUGCCUCCAAAGUGCGGGGUGUGCUAGUCUCUGUCUCCAGUACUGAGACGGAGGAUUUUAGUGAGUCAGAGUCCCAUGUUUCUGCCUGCCCUUCCCAGGAGCCCAGCCACGCCUGCUGUCCAGAGUUCCCCCUCUCACUCCUUGAGAGCAGCCAGCCCUGCCAAGUACACCCUGACUUGCACAAAAUUAUCCAGGAAAAGUUUUUGGAGAUUGGCAGCUUGCAUUUUAAACCAGUGCCAUCCAACCCUCAUUAUUUCUUCUACUGUCCACCUUCUGCCAAAAAAGAGGAGGAUACAUCUCGGGACCAUGCAGAUAGGAAAGGCAGUGAAGACAUGGAGAGCUCAGAAACUGAUAUGGCAGCUGAUGAAGGGAAUACAUCUGCCUGUGUCAUUGGCACAGAGAGUGACACAGAACUGGAGGUGGAGUAUCGGGAGCAGCUGGACCAUGAAUUUCUGGAAGCAGACUCCUUGUCAGACUCCAACACUGUUAACCAGGAUGAGGACUCCUUCAGUGUGCUGGGAGACUCUCUGGCAGAGCAAGAGCUGCUCGAGCAGGACAUGCCGCCCCUCUUUGUGCACCUGACCUGUUCCGUGAAGCUGCGCAACCAGCACAGUUCCAUGCCUGUCCAGUCGCUGCCCACCUGUCUGGGAGAGGUGCUGGGCUGCCUUGAGAGCUGUAAGGCACUGCAAACCAUCGAUCUCUGUGACCUCUGUGUGACCCUUGACAUCUUUGUUCUGACCCUUCCCCUGGAAAUCGAAAUGGCGAACGACUUGCAUCACAAUAGGUACACCUCUGAGAGUAGCGUCUCUUUCAUUCGUUCCCCAGGGAGGCCCUCCUCAUUCCGCUCUGAUGAGGAGCUCAUGCACACCUUGGACAGGCUACCCUCAACUGUGGAUGAUGGGCAUCCAGCACUCUCCAAUCUUCCUGGAAUGCACAGACAAGCUGUUGAAGCUACUAUGACAGAAAUCCGCUGGCUCUUGGAUGAUGAGAUUGUGUCGGCAUUGCGCCACUCACAGCCAAUCACCGUUGACACCUUGAGUCGAGUGGCAACCCAUGUUUACAGUUCCCAAGGCCGCCCAAGCUGCCAUUGCGAAGCUGUCCCUCUGCAGUUUGUGUUUGGGCCUGAGAAUUCUCUGGAAAGGUUUCGUGAGGAGUUCCAGAGAAUGGCCCUGCCGGGCUAUGUGCUCAAUGCUGAGGGGAAUGAUUUCUACUAUGUUUCUGUCAGUCGUCUGCAUGCCCCAGUGGGCGGACCCAGCCCUGCAGUGACUCUUGAGAGCACCAUAACAGGAGGCAGGUGUGAAAGCAGCAGCAAGACAGAAGGCUCCUUGCCCUGUUCCACUCCUCCUGAGGAGGCUCAUGGUCUCUGGGCAUGGCCAGCAAGAGAGAACAAGUCUGGAUUGGAGACAGGAGAAUUUUUGGGGAUAAGUAGCCAAGUGCAUGGUGAGGUGUCAGAAGAACUUCCAAGGCUGGAGCAGGCCAGUACUUUGGAGCAUGGUUCCCUGGAUGAAGAAGCUACUCUGACCCAGCCACAGCCCUUGCUUGGCUCCUCUGAGAAAUGGAGCAGUGAGAAAUCACCCUCUGCAACACCGUCUGUGGCAAGUCUGGCAGACUCAGUGACCCCAGGCAGAGAAGGCUUUGGGAAGCAGCAUCCAAGUCGGGUGCAAAGCCUGGUGUCAAGCCAAGGUAGUAUGGAUUCUGAUCUCCUUCUGGGGUACGAUGGUGGAAGCAGUGACUCUGAAUGUGAGGAGGCAGUGAUGAGUGACCUGGAAUCUAAGUGCCCCCUCAUGCCUGAUUUCUGGCUCAUCAUAAAGAUCUACCAGGACCGGGUUGAAGUCUCUUCCCACACACGCAGCCUGAGUGCCGUGAAAGCAACAUUGAAUGAGGAAGGGGAGUCAUUGCAUCUUCACCGUACUGUGGUGAAGAAAGUGGGUGAGAUCUGCCGCAUUGUUAAUCAGCGCCUGCUGCUACAAGAUCUGCAUGAUAGUCAUAUUUGCAAUUCUCUGCUCGUUGCUGAGAGUGAGGAGGACAUCUGGAAAAGUGAGACGCCAUACACCUACCGACAACGUGCUGGGCCUGAUGAUUACCCUGGAGAGGAAAGCUACCAGCCCCGUGACUAUCUUGCAGCUACCAUGCAGUUCAUGCCUGGACACUUUGCCUGUGAGGCAGUUUGGAGCACUACCAUCCAUGUUCACUCCCGGCUCAAGAUGGGGCCCAACAUGGGUGUUGCACGUGCUAUCCAAGCCCUGCGCUCUGUGCUCAAUGCCUUCUCGGUUGUUAACAGAAAAAAUAUGUUUGUUUACCAGGAGCGCUCAACCAAGUCUGUUUUCUACUUGCGGCUCUCUGAAACCACCUCCAGUGGGAAGGGUGGUGAAGGCGAAAUCAUCCAGGGCCUUGUGUGCCGUUCACUGGCACUUUCACGCAGCCAGGAGCCCAUAUGCAUUGAAGAUCUGAGUGGCUCUCGCUCCUCCUUGGAGACGGCUUCUUGCCGCAGUGUGGAUUCAGCCCGCCCUGUGAGCCAAGUGGACAGACACAUCCAGCUGGUGGUUCAUGGAGUAGCACAAGCAGGACCUGAGAUCACAGAUGAACUGGUGAAGGUUUUGCGCAGGCGCCUGGAUGAGGCCACCCUGGACAUCAUCACAGUCAUGCUUGUGCGUAACUGCAAGCUCACCCCAGCUGAUGUGGAGUUCAUACAGCCCCCGGGCAGCUCUCCCACUGAAGUGCUGCAGUUUACUCUCCCUGUGUCCUGCUUACCCUGGCUCCCAGCUGUAGCCUUCUAUCUGCGCCAGAACCUGCUGAUCUUUCUGCACACGCCCAAAUACACAGACAGCAAUGUUGAAAACCACUUCAAGCAUUACUUCCAUCAGAGCAGUGGUGGCCCUGACCUGGAUCUCUAUCUAUACAACAAACCUGGAGGCCAAGGCACUGGUGGCAAAGGUGUUGCAUGUAUUGCCUUGUCCUUUAUGGAUGACAGCGGAAAUCCCAUUCCAAUGACUCGCUGGGUGAGGCCACCCACUUCCCACCUAUCAUUCCUUCAGGAGGAAGAUUUUGAGAGCUUGACUGCUGUCAGCAAGCACCAAGCAGAACCUGGUGCAUCACAGCCAGGCCUAUGUCCUCUAGUGCGCCUGGACAUUUGGGAGAAAGGCAACAUCAGCCUGCUGCAGCUGUCAGAAAGGUUGUGCAGUGCUCUGCGCCAUGCCUUGUGUGAUGCUCUCAUGGAGUUCCGUGUGCUGCCCAAUCCGCUGUGUUUGGAGUCUCCCAUUGAGCCAGAGGAGCUAGGAAGUGUUGGAAGCUUGCGCCGGACGAUGUCUGAGACGAAGGGGCUAACACGGCCUGCUGGAGGCAAAGUGUACCCAUCCUCCCUGCAUUUCAGUGUGCCCAACGCAGGUGCUGGUGAGCCAGUCACAUCCACCAACAGAAUGGGACGACGCUGGUACAAGCUGAGUAAACCAGAGACAGUAGAGCAAGGAAGCCCCAAGACCACAGAUGACAUUGUGCUGGAGCGGCCUGAAGAAAGUCGCACUCGCCGCCGCCACAAGACUGAGAGUGUCAAGCAGCCCUCAAGCCAGGAGCGCAUUGCUACAGUUUCUGAUCAAGGGCAGGCACAGAGACGUCGGGUCUGCCAGCUAGAGGAGGGGGAUGUGGGAAUCCUGCACCCAAUUUUCAGUCAGACCUGCCAGAGCUGGAUGGCAUUCAUGAACCGUUUGGGCUGUCCCUCUGUGCAGCAGUGUGCUGUGGAGAGUGUCUCCCGCUUCCUGCUCUCUUCCAUCAUGCUGGAGGUGGUGAACCUCGUCACCACAUUGGCAAAUGACACCACUGUCAAGGUGUUUGAAAAAGUCAGCUCUUCCCAAGGAGUGUCCUUCGUGCCAUAUUCCCUGACUCCAGGCACCAGUGCCCGACCUGCUGCUGUUCGGCACUUCACCCUGCUGGGGCGCAGCUUUCACCAGUGGCACUGCAGCACAGAGCAAGCCCUCAAAGGAUUCCAGCGUUUUGAGGCGGCUGAACUUAGCUCUUCAGAGAAGGGCUGUGACGUGGCUCCCCGGCAAAGAUUCCUUUUCAUGGAGAUCAUUGACAAAAAGCUGGUGCUUUACAUCUACAAUUGGUCUGUGGACCUGGGCAGUGCCCUGAGCAGCGGUCUUACUCGCCUGCUACAGUGGCAGAAUGCCCGUGCCCAUGUUGUGCACUGUCUGCUCAGCCAGAAGCUUGGACUCUUCCACCACUACUGCUAUAUGGACACACCAUGGCAUGAGGACAGCAAACAGGAGCAAAACCCCUUCCUGAACUCCACCAUGGAGGUAGAUGCUCUGAUUCGGAGCGCCAGUGUUCCCCCGAGUAAGGAGCAAAGUCGGCUCGGCAGUUCUUCGCGCAUCUUGCCACCGCUGCACUUCCCUCAUGACAUGGUGCCCUUUGAUGAGGUCCUCCGUGACAUCUCGGCCAAUCGGCCUGCCUUUCACAGCCCAGAGCUGGGUCUGCUUGACCGUGUGGCCCAGCAUGGAGCUCAGUUCCUGGAGAUCAAGAGCACAGAGAGGAAAGAGCUGGAGAAACAGAUGAAGAUUGAGAACCUCUUUGUGACAUGGCAACAGCGGUCUGCACAAUCCAACAUGCCUAUCAGUCUUGCAGAUCUGGAAACCCUGAAGCAGUCUUCUCGCUUGGUCCACUACUGUGCCACACCGCUGCUCUUCGAUCCCACCUUCCGACAGCAGAUCCAGGCUGACCAACAGGGCAAGCCGGAGGGGAAGGUGAAGAAGCGAAGGGGGGAAGAUACGAGUCCAAUAAAGCGGCACCGCUCGAAUGACUCUACAGCAUCCAGCAGAGACCGCAGCCACAGCUGUGACUCAGCAGAGGGGCUGCCAUGUCGGACCAAGGAUGAUGGUUGGCUGCUAGAGCUGUGCCACACUUUCCUACAGCAGUAUAUCCAGUACCUGCAGAGCAUGGGCUUCAUCCUGGUGCAGGUGCGCCCAGCCUCACCCACCCGCAGCAGUGGCAGCCGGAUCAGAGCUCUGGCAGCAAUGAGCAGCGAAGGGCGGGGCUCCUUCUCGUACACCAGACCAAAGGCUGAUGGGAGCCCAAAGAGCACCAGCCCUCUUGUUACCACGUACCAUUUGCAGAGAGCUCUGCCUGGGGGCAUUGUGCUAAUGGAACUGGCUUUUCAGGGCUGCUAUUUCUGUGUUAAGCAAUAUGCAUUGGAGUGCUCACGGAUUCCCAUGGGCCAAACUGUCAACUCACAGCUUUCUAUGCUCUUCACUGAGGAGUGUGACAAGGUGCGUGACCUCAUGCACGUCCACUCAUUCAGCUAUGAUUUCCAUCUGCGCAUUGUGCACCAGUAUUUGCUUGGGUCCCACAUGGCACUGAGACAAGGCUAUCACCUCACCAGUUUCCUGGAAGACUUCAUUGCUCAGCAUCCUGACAUUCCCAAGUUUGGACGCAAUCACAUUUUCCAAGGCGCAUUGGCCUUACCUACCAAUACCAUCACAGCCCACCAGCUGUACAACUACAUAACUGACCAUGCCAGCAGCUACCAUAUGAAGCCACUACGCAUGGCCAAGCCAGGCACUGGCACUGAGGGCAAGAAGGGGACUCCUAGCUCCGAGCAAAAUGAAUAUGCUCUGGUCUCCAUCUGGAACAGCUCAGGUUCCUACAAGGAUUCGGAGGGGCUGCGUCACCAUGAUGACUUUGAUGUGUCCCUGCUUGUGUGCCACAGUGCAGCGCCCUUUGAGGAGCAGAGUGAGGCAGAGCGACAUGUGCUACGGUUGCACUUCUAUGUGAUCAUGACAAGCCAACGGGAGCUGUUCCCACGACUGACUGCUGACAUGCGGCGUUUCAAGAAGCUGCCCCGCCUGCAGCGGGAGGCACUGGAGCCAGUCGCAGGCCGUGCAGCUUGGGAGACGGCCGAAGGCGGUUGGCAGCGGAAGGAGGCACCAGAGCCCUGGGAGGAGGUGGAAGACAGUGGCGAGUUCUAUGCAGGGGGUCCCCAGGUCAAGGUGGGGCCAGGGCUCUUCUAUACCUCCCCAAUGUUCCCACUGCUCACCUCGGAGGUGGCUGCUGCCCAGAAGCAGCUCAGCAACAUGGUGCAGCUCGCCAAGUGUCAUUGUCGCCGUGACAACCUCUGGAAGCGGCUCUUCCUGCUUGAGCCACUUGCCUCUGACAAGCUCAAGCUGGGCAAGCUCUCGCUGGGUGAACUGGAGGAGCUGCUGGAUGCUGUGCACAGGAAAUCCAUUGCUGACAUUGAUCCCCAACUGAGCUGCUUCCUGACCAUGACUGUAUCCUGGUACCAGAGUCUUAUCAAAGUAUUACUGAGUCGUUUCCCACAGAGCUGCCGCCAUUUCCAGAAUGCAGAUGCUGGCACCCAGUACCUGGUUGUGCUGAACCAGAAAUUCACAGAUUGUUUUGUGCUUGUAUUUCUUGAUUCCCAUUCAGGAAAAACGAGCCUGACCGUAGUUUUUCGUGAGCCAUUCCCAGUGCAACCCCAGAACAGCGAGAGCCCCUUGCCACAACUCGUGUCCACAUACCACCAUCUGGAAUCUGUCAUAAAUACAGCUUGCUUCAACCUUUGGACAGGGCUGCUCUAGUAUUAGCUGGAUCCUCCUGCUGGGACAAUGCCUCCCAUUGGGGGCAUGUUAUACAAGGCCUUCCUGUGCUGAAACGGGAACAAAGGAGGAAAUGCCACUGAUGGUGGAAGGUGUUGCAGAGGCUUGAUGUGAAGUUACAGCUGGCCAGACAAGAGGACAGAGCAUUGUGAAGGAUUCUGACGGGGCUGAAUGGAAUCACUAUAAGAGAGCAGGGCUGCCAUGGAGACGGAGCCCAGCAUGUCCCUUCAGGGUAAAAGGACAGUUUGCACCUUCCCAAAGGAACUACCCAGUGAGACAUCAGGGUGGGGACAGCCUUCCCUUGGGCUUGUUGGAGCCAGGCUGGAAGACUCACUCUUGGUGUUGCUGACUUGGCCCUGCCUUUUAGAGUGACUCACUGGGUGGGUUUUAGCUGUGGGAGGGUACAGCACAAUUAUGGGAAUGUUUUAUAUGAAGUGAAUGUACAGUAAAAUAAAACAGGUCAUUAAUUACAACAGUAAAA